CCCUCCCCCUCCCCUGCAGCCCCUCACCCUUGCUCCCCCCUCCCCAAACCACCUUAUAUUUAGAAUUUCAAGACUUACUUUCAAUGCAUACUUAGUUUCAACUGGGGAAUCAACAGAAGCAAAAGCAAUUUUUCCCUUUCUUGACAUCUAGCUUCCUAUUGGCUCCAAUUGGGUCAGCUGACUUUGUCAUUUUGUCUGUCCUGGAGUAGAGCCUUCCCUAUAACAAUCUAGUUCAGGCUACAAACUGGAGACAGAAAUAAAUAUUAAAGAAAUCAUACAGCCAGGUGUAGAGGAAGAUAUGAAUUCCUAUUUCACAAACCCAUCGUUGUCUUGCCAUCUCACCAGUGGGCAAGAGGUCCUGCCCAAUGUAGCUCUCAAUUCGACUGCAUAUGAUCCCGUCAGGCAUUUUUCUACUUAUGGAGCAGCCGUAGCUCAAAACCGGAUUUAUUCUUCUCCUUUUUAUUCACCGCAAGAUAAUGUUGUGUUUAGCUCAAGCCGAGGACCCUAUGACUAUGGAUCUAAUGCCUUUUACCAAGAAAAAGACAUGCUUUCUAGCUGCAGACAGAAUUCAAUGGGACACAAUACACAGACUUCAAUUGCACAGGAUUUUACCAGUGACCAAAACAGAAACACUUCGCAAGAACAAAAAACUAGCAUUCAAAUAUAUCCAUGGAUGCAGCGCAUGAACUCCCACAGUGGGGUCGGCUAUGGAGCGGACCGCAGGAGAGGUCGCCAAAUCUACUCCCGUUACCAGACCCUGGAACUGGAAAAGGAAUUCCACUUCAAUCGCUACUUGACAAGACGGAGGCGGAUCGAGAUCGCCAAUGCACUUUGCCUAACGGAGCGUCAGAUCAAAAUCUGGUUCCAGAACAGGAGGAUGAAAUGGAAAAAAGAAAGUAACUUGAGUUCCACGCUGUCUGCGGGAGGCGGGGGCUCGGGGGCGGCUGCAGAGAGCCUGGGUGCCAAGGAGGAGAAGCGAGAAGAGACAGAGGAGGCCAGCCCUGCCCCCCACACACGCUAUAUUUAUCACUGGCACAAUUUAUAUGUUUGGCUCCAUUAA
Alligator sinensis (Chinese alligator) is the source of this 1060-nucleotide messenger RNA. Its product is annotated as homeobox protein Hox-C6. Gene Ontology annotation, biological process: regulation of transcription by RNA polymerase II; anterior/posterior pattern specification. Lineage: Eukaryota; Metazoa; Chordata; Crocodylia; Alligatoridae. The transcript is spliced from 2 exons. Gene Ontology annotation, molecular function: RNA polymerase II cis-regulatory region sequence-specific DNA binding; DNA-binding transcription factor activity, RNA polymerase II-specific. Bases 299 to 1060 code for a protein of 253 amino acids. Gene Ontology annotation, cellular component: nucleus. The record is from RefSeq and is a predicted model, not a curated record.